UUUCUCUGUAUCUUCCAAGUUCACUUUCAUCUCUGCAGUGCUUGCUUCAAUGGUGCUUCCCAAGUUCAUCACAGCACUUGUCUUUGUAUUGACCCUUGCAAGAAUCGAGCUCUCAACUUCCCAAGUUGUGAAGGGCAAGGUCUCUUGCCUUGACUGUAAGCAUAAGGAUGCCUCCUCGGGCAUUAAAAUUCUUGUGAAGUGUGAUAGAGUGAAAAAGUUGGCAAUGGCAACCACAGAAGAAGAUGGCUCUUUUGAAGUGGAACUUCCUUCAGACACCUCAAAAUCAUCUCCUCCACUGAAUUGCCAUGCCAAGCUUUUUGCAGCUCCAACCCAGCUCUAUGCCUCAAGGAAAAAUGUGGUAUCCAAAAUCAUCAAGACCAAGGACCUUAACUCCUACACCAUCUCCACUCCUCUCAGCUUUUCCACAUCUUGCCCCUUCACAUAUGAGAAAUGCAGGGCCAUGAACAAGCUUGGUUCUUCAAAGAAUAUCAAUCUGAAUCUGCCACCAGAGUGGGGCUUAGCACCAGCUAGCCUUUAUAUUCCUUACUAUCCCAUCAUUUCAGGCAUACCUUGAUCAUCAUUUGUAUGUUGCAGUGCAUGAUAUCUAGCGUCUGAUCUGGCUUAUAAUAAUAUAAAUCAUAGUGUGUUGCAGAAAAUGCUAAUAUAUUGUAUCUGUAUUAUAUGGUGUGAUGAGUGUAAUAGCAUCUAGCAUUAUCUUUUGUCCUUUUUUUUUUUUUUUUUUUGGAGUUUUCAUCCUUUUUUGCUUCCUAUAGACAACUUUUAUCCUUGUAAGAAGUUGCCCUUAUGUUAGUAUGGAAGUUAUUUGUAUUAAAAGAAGACAUUAUAUAUGCUAUUUCUUUGUCCA
Molecule: messenger RNA, 865 nt
Organism: Juglans microcarpa x Juglans regia
Lineage: Eukaryota; Viridiplantae; Streptophyta; Magnoliopsida; Fagales; Juglandaceae
Exons: 3
Coding region: 50-574 (174 amino acids)
Source: RefSeq, a predicted model, not a curated record